UGAGUUAUGACACUCGCCAGAAAUAUUUUAUAAUUUUACUAUUUAUAGGGACUAAUAUGAAAAUUUACACGAGGCGCGAAACCAUGGCCAUGAGGAAGAGCUCGAGCUCGCUCUGAACUCUCACUCCAUGCAUCGCUAUUUUCCGGAGUUCUCUGCUUCAGCUUCUCAUCUCAAGCUCCGGCGCCCACCUCCAUCUCCAUUGGAGAAGCUUUUAGCGGAAAAGAGAAGACCUUGCGGCCGUUUCUACAGUUCAAGAUCCCCACCAUUCCUAGAUGGACAACUUGAUGCUUAUGGCGACCUCCUCUCUCUGUUUAUUGGUUCUUCCUCUCCAUCCCAUUCCCAGAGCCUCCAUGUUCAUCUCUUUAAGAAAGGAUUCGCUGAAGAUGUCUUUUUGUCCAACAACCUCAUCAACUCUUAUGCGAGAACAUCUCAUAUGGCGGAUGCCCACAGGGUGUUCGACGAAAUUCCUGAGAAGAAUGUGGUGUCAUGGACUUGCUUGAUUGCCGGGUACACGCAAAAUGGCUUUGCUUAUGAAUCUUGCCGUCUGUUUCGUUCGAUGCUUUUCUCUGGAUUCGCUCCCACUCACUUCACUUUCGGUAGUGUUCUUCGGGCGUGCAUGGAACUCGGCCCUGAAUGCAUGGCUCUUGGUAAACAAAUCCACGGGUUGAUUAUGAAAAUGCUCUAUGGAGUGGAUACCGUGGUGUGCAAUGCGUUAAUAUCCAUGUAUGGAGGUUGUUGCCUGGACUCCACGAGAUAUGCUCGGCUAGUGUUUGAUGGCGCAUUGGUCAAGAACUCAAUCUCUUGGAAUUCUAUUAUAUCUGUGCAUUCUCAAAGAGGAGAUGUUGUCCCGGUGUUUCAGCUUUUCUCUGAGAUGCAGAUGUGUGAUUUAAGGCCAAACGAGUACACUUUUGGGAGUUUGAUAACUGCAACUUAUUCUUCUUGUUCUUCUUGUCUUGUUGAACAAAUGCUCGCCAGAGUAUGCAAGUCUGGUUUUUUAAGUGAUCUUUACGUGGGCAGUGCUCUUGUUAGUGCUCUUGCAAGAACUGGAUUGCUUGAUGAGGCUAGAAAAUUUUUGAGGCAAAUGAAUGAGAGGAAUGCUGUUACAAUGAAUGGUUUGAUGGUGGGUCUCGUCAGGCAGGGCCGUGGAGAAGAAGCCGUGGAUGUUUUCCGGGAAACAUAUGAUUAUCUUGUUCUCAAUUGUGAUUCUUAUGUAGUUUUGCUUAGUGCUAUAGCGGAGUUUUCAACACCAGAGGAAGGUUGGAGAAGAGGGAGGGAAGUUCAUGGGCUUGUUACUAGAACUGGUCUUAUCAACUCUAAGGUUGCCAUUGGGAAUGGAUUGGUUAACAUGUAUGCAAAAUGCGGCGCUAAUGAGGAAGCUUGCAAUGUAUUCCAAAACAUGAGUAUGAGAGAUCAAAUCUCAUGGAAUUCAAUGAUUGCAGGUCAUGAUCAAAAUAAUUGUUUUGAAGAAGCAAUGGACACUUUCCGGGAUAUGAUCAGCAGUGGUGUGAUGCCUACAAAUUAUGCAACAAUCAGCAUGUUGAGUUCAUGCGCUAGCUUGAGGCAUUUCAGUGCAGGUUCACAAGUGCAUUGUGCUGGGAUUAAAUUGGGCCUUGAUUUUGAUGUUUCUGUGUCAAAUUCACUUCUUAACUUGUAUGGUGAAUGCGGUGAUAUUUCCGACUGCUGGAAAGUCUUUAGAUCUAUGCCGAGUUAUGACCAGGUAUCGUGGAAUUGUAUGAUAGGAGUUUUAGCUGAUUCCGAGAAGUCUGCAAGUGAAUCAAUUGAAGUUUUCCUAAAUAUGAUGAGAAGUGGGUGGAGACCAAAUAGAGUAACUUUUGUCAAUCUAUUUGCUGCUUUGACACCACUUUCUGUUAGCAGUUUAGGCAGGGAGGUUCAUGCAUUGGCACUCAAAUACGGGGUGUCAGACUACACUGCUGUCGAGAAUGCGCUUAUAUAUUGCUAUGCAAAAUCUGGAGAGAUGGAUGACUGUGAGCGCAUUUUUCAUAACAUGUCAAGUAGAAGAGAUGGUGUCUCAUGGAAUUCUAUGGUUGCCGGGUACAUUCACAAUGGACUAAUGGCCAAAGUGAUGGAUUUUGUUUGGUUGAUGGUUCACAAUGGACAGAAGAUGGAUUGCUUCACCGUUGCCACUGUCCUGAGCGCAUGUGCCUCUGCUGUGACAUUGAAACAUGGAAUGGAACUACAUGCGUUCAGCAUAAGAUUUCUCUCGGAAACUGAUGUUGUGCUGGACAGCGCACUAGUUGACAUGUACUCAAAGUGUGGAAGAAUAGAUUAUGCGUCAACAGUCUUCAGAUCGAUGCCAUUGAAAAAUGAGUUCUCAUGGAACUCAAUGAUUUCAGGCUAUGCUCAACAUGGACAUGGAGAGAAGGCUCUUGAGCUCUUCAGGGAGAUGCAGAGUGGGAAUCAAAGACCAGAUCAUGUGACCUUUGUCGGAGUUUUAUCUGCUUGCAGUCAUGCAGGAUUAGUGGAACAAGGUUUGGAUUGUUUUGAAUCUAUGACUAACAAAUACGAAUUAGUUCCUCGAAUGGAGCACUACUCAUGUAUUGCCGAUCUCUUGGGUCGAGCUGGUAAGCUUGAUAAGCUAGAAGAAUUCAUUAAAAGUAUGCCAGUCAGUCCUAACAUUCUCAUAUGGAGAACAGUGCUUGUUGCUUGCUCCCGAUCAAAAGACGGAGCAAAAACCGAUCUGUGGAAGCAGGCUUCGAAGAUGCUUUUGGAAUUAGAGCCUCAAAAUCCUGUAAAUUAUGUUCUUACCUCACAUAUGUAUGCCUCAAAAGGGAGGUGGGAAGAGAUGGCAGAAACUAGAACAGCAUUGAGUGGCAAACUGGUUAGAAAGGAAGCAGGUUGCAGCUGGGUCACUUAGAAGAUUUUUGUUUCUUUGCUGAAUUGAGAGUUUCCAGCAUCAGAAAUCAAUGAAAGCUGGUUAUGUUUUAUGAUCUUGUAGUGAAGUACAAUGAAUUGUCAAACUAUCUGUCAAAGAUAAACUUGCAUUUGGAUGGCAAAUAAUUGCCUGAGAUAGUCAAGAUAUACUGAGAUUAAUGAGAUAAAUAAGCAUUGGCAUUCAA
Messenger RNA from Dioscorea cayenensis subsp. rotundata (Guinea yam), 3077 nucleotides. RefSeq names its product putative pentatricopeptide repeat-containing protein At5g09950. Gene Ontology annotation, biological process: RNA modification. Gene Ontology annotation, molecular function: protein binding; RNA binding. The record is from RefSeq and is a predicted model, not a curated record. The coding region runs from base 128 to 2875 and encodes 915 amino acids. The transcript has a single exon. Lineage: Eukaryota; Viridiplantae; Streptophyta; Magnoliopsida; Dioscoreales; Dioscoreaceae.